Pyrenophora tritici-repentis Pt-1C-BFP is the source of this 2023-nucleotide messenger RNA. NCBI's taxonomy places the organism in Eukaryota, Fungi, Ascomycota, Dothideomycetes, Pleosporales, Pleosporaceae. The record is from RefSeq and is a predicted model, not a curated record.
AUGAAGGGCUUCAGGCAAAGGGUCUCCGAACAGCUCUCGCGGAGCAAGGACAAGGACAGCAAGUCAUCUAAGAAGAAGGACUCGACCUCCGGGACGGCCUCGCCCUCACUCGGAGCAUCCAACUCGCCCUCUGGCUCGGCUCAGGCCACGCCUUCCUCGUCGCAGACGCAGCUCACCGAUGCGCGCAGCAAGAGCCACCCUGGCAGUGUUGGCAACGCUGGCGCUUCAGGUCCAGGCACGCCUUCUAGGCUCGGGCAGCCACUGGCACCCAGCGUUGUCAUCAGCCCAAGCGCUCCCCACGUUCCCCCUCCUGGUGCCGCCGAAACCAUGCCGAGUGACCUUGCGCCUCCCAAGGCGGGCCAGAAGUCGGGCAUAUUCGACCGUCUUCAAGCAACGCCCAAGGACGCCAUCGAGGGCAUUCGAACGCCGAAACGCCAGCAUUCGUCGCGCUUCGACAUCUCAGACCAGCGCCAGCGCGAGUUGGAGAAGCUGCCCGGUUUUCACGAAGUGCCCCCCAAUAAACGCGAGGAGCUCUUCAUGCAAAAGAUUGACCAGUGCAACAUCAUCUUCGAUUUCAACGAUGCUAGUGGUGACAUGAAGUCCAAGGAGAUCAAGCGCCUGGCCCUGCACGAGCUGCUCGACUAUGUCGCCAACAACCGCCAGGUCAUCACCGAGAAGAUGUACCCGCGUGUAGUCGAGAUGUUCGCCAAGAACCUCUUCCGUCCCAUUCCUCCCCCUAUGAACCCCCAAGGCGAGGCCUUUGAUCCCGAGGAAGACGAGCCCGUCUUGGAGGUAGCGUGGCCGCACAUUCAGGUCGUCUACGAGUUCUUCCUUCGUUUCAUUGAGAGUCAGGAUUUCAACACAAACAUUGCCAAGGCAUACAUAGACCACAGCUUCGUGCUCAACUUACUCGAGCUAUUCGAUUCUGAAGAUCCCCGAGAACGCGAUUUCCUCAAAACUACGCUGCAUCGCAUAUAUGGCAAAUUCCUCAACCUUCGUUCGUACAUUCGUCGUUCCAUCAACAACGUCUUCUUUCAAUUCAUAUACGAAACGGAGCGCUUCAACGGCAUCGCUGAAUUGCUCGAAAUUCUUGGUUCCAUCAUCAACGGUUUCGCUCUGCCAUUGAAGGAGGAGCACAAGCUCUUCCUCACUAGGGUGCUCAUCCCGCUGCACAAAGUCAAGAGUCUGAGCAUGUAUCAUCCACAGUUGGCGUACUGCAUCGUCCAAUUCUUGGAAAAAGAUGCAGCGUUGACAGAAGAGGUAGGGACAUACGCCAGAUCCAAUAGGCUAGGCUUACAUGUUCAGGUUGUUUUGGGUCUUCUCCGAUAUUGGCCAAAAGUCAACAGCACCAAAGAGGUUAUGUUCCUCAACGAAGUCGAAGACAUAUUCGAGGUUAUGGACCCCGCCGAAUUCGCCAAGGUGCAAGAGCCGCUCUUCAAUCAAUUAGCAAAGUCGGUCGCCAGCCCCCACUUCCAGGUCGCCGAGAGAGCGCUUUACUUCUGGAACAACGAAUACUUCUGCAAUCUUGUCAGCGAUAAUGUUGAAGUCAUCCUGCCGAUUAUGUUUGCACCACUUUACGAAAACUCAAAGGGUCAUUGGAACCGCACAAUUCAUGGUAUGGUUUACAACGCCAUGAAGCUUUUCAUGGAAGUGAACCCACAGCUCUUCGACGACUGUUCGCAUGAUUAUGCGGAGUCGCAGAACAACGCAACGCAAAGGCAGCAAAGUCGACAAGAUCGCUGGGAUCGACUUACUAAGCUUGCCGAAUCACGGUCAAAUGGGACGGCGGAUAAGUCCGCGAUGCGCUUGGACGACUCGGAUCCACUGAGUCAAGGACGAUUGGAGAAUCUCCAUCUGCAAGACGAGACGGCACCGAGAGACAGGCGGCCGAAGGAAUAUGAGCGUCAAGGCAGCCAAACCUCGGUACGUUGAUUCUUAAGUCCCUAGAACUCGGGAUGAGCUUUCUCUGUGGCCGAAUCGAUGUACUCUUAAUUCUAUUCCUAGAUUCCUAGGGUUUUUUCCU